AUGCUGGACUGCGCCAGCGAUGUCAUGGAUAAAGCCAACAACCUCAUCGAGGAAGCGCGGAAAGCAGUGGCCAAGCCCGGUGACCCGGAGGGCGUGGCAGCCAGCACCCCCGACGCGCAGGCACAGAGCGCCAUGCUGGACUGCGCCAGCGAUGUCAUGGAUAAAGCCAACAACCUCAUCGAGGAAGCGCGGAAAGCAGUGGCCAAGCCCGGUGACCCGGAGAGCCAGCAGCGCCUGGCCCAGUUCCCUCCCAGCACCAAGAGCUUCCAGGAGGCGCAGAGCCAGCUGAACCGGGCGGCUGCAGGGCUCAACCAGUCUGCCAACGAGCUGGUGCAGGCAUCGCGUGGCACCCCGCAGGACCUCGCCAAGUCCUCCGGCAAAUUUGGGCAAGACUUCAAUGAGUUCCUUCAAGCAGGAGUGGAGAUGGCCAGCCAGUCCCCGAAUAAGGAAGACCAGGCACAGGUGGUGUCAAACUUGAAGAGCAUCUCCAUGUCCUCCAGCAAGCUACUGCUGGCUGCAAAAGCACUCUCCGCUGACCCCACAGCUCCCAACCUCAAGAACCAGCUGGCGGCAGCAGCACGGGCCGUGACCGACAGCAUUAACCAGCUGAUCACCAUGUGCACCCAGCAGGCACCAGGCCAGAAGGAGUGCGACAACGCCCUGCGGGAGCUGGAGACAGUGAAGGAGCUGUUGGAGAACCCCACUCAGACCGUCAAUGACAUGUCCUACUUCAACUGCCUUGACAGUGUCAUGGAGAACUCCAAGGUGCUGGGCGAGUCCAUGGCUGGCAUCUCCCAGAAUGCCAAGAACAGCAAACUGCCCGAAUUUGGUGACUCCAUCAGUGCCGCCUCCAAAGCUCUCUGUGGGUUGACAGAGGCAGCUGCCCAGGCUGCCUACCUCGUGGGAGUCUCGGACCCCAACAGUCAGGCUGGACAGCAGGGCUUGGUGGACCCCACUCAGUUUGCCAGAGCUAACCAAGCCAUCCAGAUGGCCUGCCAGAACCUGGUGGACCCUGCCUGCACCCAGUCCCAGGUGCUGUCAGCAGCCACCAUCGUCGCGAAGCACACUUCAGCCCUGUGCAACACGUGCCGCCUGGCCUCCUCUCGCACUGCCAACCCUGUGGCCAAGCGCCAGUUCGUCCAGUCUGCCAAGGAGGUGGCCAACAGCACGGCCAACCUGGUGAAGACCAUCAAGGCCCUGGACGGCGAGUUCAACGAGGAGAACCGGGAGCGGUGCCGUGCUGCCACCGCACCUCUCAUAGAGGCUGUGGAUAACCUGACAGCCUUUGCCUCCAACCCAGAGUUUGCCACCGUUCCUGCCCAGAUCAGCCCAGAGGGGCGCAGAGCCAUGGAGCCCAUCAUCUCUUCAGCCAAGACCAUGCUGGAGAGCUCUGCUGGCCUCAUCCAAACCGCCCGCUCUCUGGCUGUCAACCCCAAGGACCCGCCACAGUGGUCGGUGCUGGCUGGCCACUCUCGCACUGUCUCGGACUCCAUCAAGAAGCUGAUCACCAACAUGAGGGACAAAGCUCCAGGACAACGGGAGUGUGACGAAGCCAUUGAGGUGCUGAACAGAUGCAUGCGGGAGGUGGACCAGGCCUCCCUUGCUGCCAUCAGCCAGCAGCUGGCCCCCCGAGAAGGCAUCUCCCAGGAGGCUUUGCACAACCAGAUGAUCACAGCUGUCCAGGAGAUCAGCAACCUGAUCGAGCCCGUGGCCAGCGCAGCACGGGCUGAGGCCUCACAGCUGGGGCACAAGGUGUCCCAGAUGGCUCAGUACUUUGAGCCGCUGAUUAUGGCGGCUAUCGGCGCUGCCUCCAAAACACCCAACCACCAGCAGCAGAUGAACCUUCUGGACCAGACCAAAACGCUGGCUGAGUCAGCUCUGCAGAUGCUGUACACAGCCAAGGAGGCUGGUGGGAACCCCAAGCAAGCUGCCCACACCCAGGAGGCUCUCGAGGAGGCUGUGCAGAUGAUGAAGGAAGCAGUAGAGGACCUGACCACCACCCUGAACGAAGCAGCCAGCGCUGCCGGUGUUGUUGGGGGCAUGGUGGACUCCAUCACCCAAGCCAUCAACCAGCUGGAUGAGGGGCCGAUGGGUGAGCCUGAGGGCACCUUUGUGGACUACCAGACCACGAUGGUGAAGACAGCCAAAGCCAUCGCUGUGACUGUGCAGGAGAUGGUCACCAAAUCCACCACCAACCCAGACGAGCUGGGCACACUGGCCAACCAGCUCACAAACGAGUAUGGGCAGCUGGCACAAGAGGCCAAGCCGGCUGCGCUCACUGCUGAGAACGAGGAGAUCGGCUCCCACAUCAAGCGCCGGGUGCAGGAGCUGGGUCAUGGCUGCGCCGCCCUGGUCACCAAAGCUGGAGCCCUGCAGUGCAGCCCUAGCGAUGCCUACACCAAGAAGGAGCUGAUAGAGAGCGCACGCAAGGUUUCUGAGAAG
Mesitornis unicolor (brown roatelo) is the source of this 2442-nucleotide messenger RNA. Its product is annotated as talin-1-like. The record is from RefSeq and is a predicted model, not a curated record. Gene Ontology annotation, cellular component: focal adhesion; plasma membrane. The annotation marks the transcript as partial. The transcript has 17 exons. NCBI's taxonomy places the organism in Eukaryota, Metazoa, Chordata, Aves, Mesitornithiformes, Mesitornithidae. Gene Ontology annotation, biological process: platelet aggregation. Gene Ontology annotation, molecular function: integrin binding; actin filament binding.